UUUACCUUCACACCCAGAGUCGAUUUUCUGGUGGAUUUUUGUGAAAAAUUCACGCAAAAUGGGACUUUUAACAGACCCAUCGGUCGUGCAACAACGAAAAUACUUUGUCAAAGUCCUAAUCCAGUACGGGAGACGCAUUUGUUUCCUCUUGUACUUGGCCGGCGUCGUUUGGUUCGGAUGCCUUGCCCACAACGAUCUCAAUACAGCGACUUAUUUCAGUGAAAAUGCCCUUUUGCCAGGUCUCGUUUACUCGGAAAUUCGUUCCACGGAGCUUGGUAACAUCGCUCGUCGAUUACUGGAUGACUUGAAUGCCGAACGAGAGACUCACAACACUGACACUCCACACGCUUUUCUCCUGGCAAAGAUGAAAAAGAUCGGACUAGACACUUACACGCACAAUUUUACGCUAAACUACCCUCUUGGCUCGCGCAAAGUCUACGAAGGCAAAAACGUUUAUGGCAUUUUACGAGCUCCUCGUAUCGCCAGUACUGAAGCAAUUGUCAUCAGUGUCCCAUAUCGUGCUCCCAACUCCGUGCAUCCACAAGUCACGCACGGCAUCCCGUUAAUUCUCGCCUUUGCGGAAUUCGCCAGGAAGCAAAAAUACUGGGCCAAGGACAUCAUUUUUCUCGUCACGGAACAAGAGCAACUCGGAAUGCAGGCAUGGUUGGAAGCGUAUCACGGCUUUGACGAUAACCCGGUGUUGCGUUCGGGCUCAUUAGAUGCUCGUGCCGGACAAAUUCAGGCUGCGAUCAACUUGGAGGUGCAGGAUUUUGACGUCGAGAAGAUAAAUGUGAAGCUGGAAGGGCUCAACGGACAACUACCGAACCUGGAUUUGCAUAAUUUGGUGCAAAAAUUGUCACAUAAGCAAAGUAUUUUGACCGGGUACAAGGUCGCGGGUGACGGCAGACGCGGAAUUACGUUCGAAGAUCGUCUCAUGAACUUGCUUUCGAUGGUUUUUUCGCAAGCAAGUGGCGUCCCGACCGGAAAUCACGGACUUUUUCACAAAUAUGGCAUCGAAGCUGUUACGUUGGAAUGCCUCAAACCGAUGUCAACGAGUGAUUCGCGUCGUCGAACGGGGAUUGUAUCACUUUUGAAGAUCGUCGAAGGCAUUACUCGAAGUUUGAAUAAUUUGUUGGAGCGUUUCCAUCAGUCGUACUUCUUUUAUUUGAUUGUCGCAUACGAUCGUUUCGUCUCGAUCGGAGAUUAUAUUUGGAGUAUCGCCCUCAUGGCGGGUGCUUUGCUCAUCAAAUCGUUCAUCAUGUGGCUCAAAUUGAAUCUCCCCGAAGAGGAAGACGACAAAAAAUCGGAGAAAAAGGAGAUUUUCGUACCGAAAAAGGAAAUUUCUUUCGAUUAUUUGAAAGUUGGCACCGUUAUCAUCCUCGCUCAUGUCGCUGGCGUCCUCACAUCGUACUUGCCCUUCAUGGAAAACUGGAAUCAAUUCAUUUUUGAGAAUAAUAUUCCGACCGUGAAAGGUGUUUAUUACGCCCUGCAGAUCGGAAACGCCAUUGGACUCAUGAUUCCGUGCUUUAUUCGUCUCACGAAGGAAGCUGCGGAACUCUUGCACAUCGCAUUACUCUUAGAAGUCGGAACUGCCUUGAUCGCCAUCUCAAUGGUGAAUUUCUCGCUCGGAUUCUUACUUUCGCUGGUAACUGUGCCAUUCGUACUGAUACUCGAUCCAACCUGGAUGACCGAAAACACCCUCAAAAAUGUCCUGUCGCGUGGCUUGUACUUGCUAAUGCAUCCGUUGUUCGUCGUUUAUGCCACCGUUGCCGUAUUGACAUUUUCCCAAUUUCCAGAAUUGAAUUUUCUCAGUAUUUUUCACAGAGCUUACACAGCAACGUUGGAUGGACUUACGUAUUCUGUCGUUGAUUCGGUGAUCUACGGCAAUUUCUUGUUCGCUUUGAUAAGUCUGAUUUUCUUUCCCACUUGGAUAAUGCUUUUUACGACGUUAAGCGCGACGGGUCACAAACAAGUGGAUGUCAAGCAGAAACAGCAGUGAAGAAUUCCAAAGCAUUUAAUGUAGAUUUUUAGAAAAUUGAAUAAAUAAGAAAUUAAUUUGAUAAUUUUUAUGGAAUUUUUAUUGCAUUUUUUAACAAAAAAGUUUUAGUACAUAAUUGAUAUUUAUUCGAAAUUUAUUUUUAUUUUUACCUGAAGACAAUGAAAAAUUAAAAAGAUUUUU
Molecule: messenger RNA, 2179 nt
Organism: Culicoides brevitarsis
Lineage: Eukaryota; Metazoa; Arthropoda; Insecta; Diptera; Ceratopogonidae
Gene: GAA1
Product: glycosylphosphatidylinositol anchor attachment 1 protein
Exons: 2
Coding region: 59-1999 (646 amino acids)
Biological process (GO): attachment of GPI anchor to protein
Cellular component (GO): membrane; GPI-anchor transamidase complex
Source: RefSeq, a predicted model, not a curated record